UUAUUAUUAUUAGGUCUAUGGUCAGAUUGUAAGAAAUUUAGGUUAGAUUCUAUCUGCGUCAAUUUUAUGACAGUUAUAUAUGAAGUUAGAGGUUAUGAUGGAGGGCCAGAUGUUUAAAUAUAUUAUCACAGAUUACUAAAUUUGGAAAUCCAUCAUUUGAUAUACAUAUAUAUACAUUAUUUAUUUUCAUGUAAUAUCGAUUUUUUAUAAAAUUUGAGGAAUCGGAUAAUCGAUUCACAUCUUCGUGGUCAAGGAGCUGAAUCUGAAAAAUUUCAAUCAACAUACAAUUUUUAUUGGAAAAGAUCACAAGGAAAGUGGGGAAACAAUAGAUUAUUGAAAAUAUAUCUAAAAUCCUAAUACACUAUAGAUGACUAAUAAGAGUUCAUCAUCUACUCUUGCUUUGCAAAAUAUUCUUGUACAGGGAGGAAUUAAUCCACCUGAAAUAGAAUCUUUAUCAAACAGUCAAUGUUCUGUGGGUAGGAUAUUCAUAGCAAAAAAUAUCCCACAAUUUAAGGAGAUAAUUCCUGAAUGUUCCAAAAUUAUUGCAACCCAUGAACAUAGAAAUAUACCAUCUGCAGGUUUUGAUAAUAUGAAAGCUAUCAAAAUGAAUAUAGAUACAUCAAAUCAACCAGAAACUCAAAAACUUGGGCCAAAAAAAUUUGUCUCGAAGCUACCAAGUGAUACAAAUAAAAAUUGUUCACGAUUUAAGGGAAUAAGAGAGAAAAAACUGCAUAAAACAAAUUAUUCUUCGAAUUCAACUGCCCAUAAUAAAGUAUUAAAAGAAAAGAUUAGUGCUAAACAGAUGGUGAUGAACAUAUCAUCUUUACCAACUUUUCUUGAUAAUAUUCAUCAAAAUAGCUCUAACAUAAUAUCUAAUAAUGAAAUAAAUUUGGAAUCUACAAAGGCUAUCAGAAAACAGAAGGUUUUUUUACCCGAAUUGAAUGAAGACUGUCAAAGAGACAAUGAAGAAACCGAAAUUAGGAAACAGCCAAACAAAGAUAAGAAUAUUAGUGCUUCUUAUGAGCAAGAUCCCCUAUUUAUUCCUGCAGUGCAAGGAAGAGCCAAUAAUUCCAGACCUAUUAACUCAAUGGAAGAAUCAUCAUAUUUAGGUAAUGAAUUAACACAGAAAAAAUUAUUUGUACAUUUCAACAAUACAAAUAGAAUGAAAAAUAUGCCACUAUUCAAUGGUUCUGAAACAUAUAAAGGUAUUGAUGAAACAAAUCAUUUGAAUAAUUUUGUUUCUCCCUUGAUAUUUUCUGAAAAAUCAAGUGAUGCAAAACAUUUUACAUCAACAAAUGAUACAUUUCAGAACAGAGUACCUAAAACAAAUAAUAAAAAAAAAAUCUUUAAAAAAAAUAGGUCACCUCCUAAAAAUUCAAAAUUCGAAAUUUCAAAAAUUGUUGAUUCAGAUUUAAUUUAUAAAAAUAAACUUAUUCAUUGUGCACAAAAAAAAUCUGACAAUUGUAGAAAUUUCUUCAUUAAAAAUUCUGCGUGGGACUACUUGGAGCCGAUAUUUAAAGGAUUUAACGAAAGGGAAGAAAAUAUUUCAAAAUCAUGUUCCAAAUAUUUUCGUCAGUUAUCUGAUAGCUUGUACGAAUAUGAUAGAAUAAGACAUGCGCUCUCAGAAAAUGAUUUAUACUAUACCAGAAAAAUUGAAUUAUUAGAUGAAAAAGGGAGAUUAGAUAAAGUGUUAUAUAUCCCUCCUCAGGAGGAAAAUGGAAAUAAAAAAAAAUCUGUAGCAAAUAGAACAAAUAAUAUGGUCUCUUCAAUCAAGAGAUGUAAAAUAAUUCUGGAAAGAAGUGAUACUGUAGAAGAAAAGGUAAAUAAUUAUUUAUUAAAACAGAAACUUAACUCCAAUGUACUUCAUCAUCUAAGUGUCUUUGAAGGUGAUGUGAAAAAGCCAUUGAUUAUUUUGAACAAAUAUAACUUUGGAGUUUUGAAAAUUACUGAAACUUUAUGUAACCAUGCGAAUAUUAUGUAUGUAAAAGAUGAAGAAGAUGAAUUUCCUGAGAAACUUUUUGAAUGUAGUUUUCUUCUUGAACAAAUCGAAAAAAAAAUCAUUAAAUUAAUAUCAACAAAGGCACUGAGAAAUUAUUUGACAUAAAACUAUAGUAAUUUAACUUGUACAAGUAUUUGUGUCUACUUUAUUCAUGAUAUUGAGGUAAUUGUAUGGAAUUGUUUCUUCAUGAAUACUACAGUUAGUUCUAUUGAACCAUUAGUGGUUGAUAUCUGUUUAUAACUCAUUUUAUCUAUAAAUUUGGAGAUAUCUCAGAAAUUGAUUGAAAUUAUUUAAAAGAUGUUGCUCCCUGUGGAAGAUAUAACUUGCAUAAAAUUAAAUUUUGGAAGAGUGUUUUGAAAAAUAAUGUAUACAAAGAAAUGAAGAAAUUAGUUUUGUUUUUAAUAUUUUUUUAUAAAGGUUAUAAUAGUUUGUUGCAAUUGAGUGAAUAAAAGUUGAAAUGAUGCAAUUGAAAAUUUUUGCAUUAUCAUUGGAUUUAGUUCAAUAUAUUUAUUAGUUUCAAUUUCUAUAUUAUAAUAAUGAUGUAUUCAAAGUCACAUAUACAGAUGUUAAUAAACUAUAUCCAAAGUUUUGAUCAAUGUGAACAAGUAAUGAGUGUGGUGGGUGGUCAUCUCUUAUUUUAUGUUGUGAUGUUGUUCCGAUGUAUUCUAAUAUUGUCGAGUUGAAAUACAUGCUUAAUGUGAACUAUA
Messenger RNA from Harmonia axyridis, 2706 nucleotides. RefSeq lists its product as uncharacterized. The record is from RefSeq and is a predicted model, not a curated record. Bases 368 to 2104 code for a protein of 578 amino acids. The transcript is spliced from 2 exons. Lineage: Eukaryota; Metazoa; Arthropoda; Insecta; Coleoptera; Coccinellidae.